This is a messenger RNA of Brassica rapa (field mustard), 5692 nucleotides long. RefSeq lists its product as uncharacterized. The record is from RefSeq and is a predicted model, not a curated record. Gene Ontology annotation, biological process: negative regulation of cell population proliferation. Lineage: Eukaryota; Viridiplantae; Streptophyta; Magnoliopsida; Brassicales; Brassicaceae.
ACAACAAAAUCAGUAAGGAGAAAAGUCAUUUAUACGUUUUGAACAUAAAUACAGCAAUUUAGGUCAAAUUGUCUCGGAAACCAAUCAUGCAAUAUGUAGGCUGGGUGAAUCUAAUAUAUUAGCUAAUGUAGUUACAAUACGAGACAAAACGAUUUUUGUUUAUAAAAAUCUAUAGUAAGUCAUAUUAGUCAAGGUUACAGUAGACAGAACUAUGGAUUCACUUAAAUUGUGAAGCAAUAUAAUAUAGCACUAAAUCUACUUGUGUGGCCAUGGGGAUAUGGGUUACACUUUACUACUUUUGGCCUCAUUUGAAUAUUCAGAAAAAAAAAUUCAUGUGAGUUGCAUUUUAUAUCGAAGAUUAGUCUGAGUCGUUCAAUAGAUUUUGAUAGCCUCGUGUUAAAAAAACAUAACACAUACAUAAGUUAAUACUAUUAACACACCUAGAUAGAUCAUGAUCUGAUACUGAUAUAAAUUACUAUAUAGAAGUCAACAUUAUGGUUUUUUUCAAAUAUACUCAUCAUAUUAGUUCGUUACAAAUAUACUGGUCGUAUAUAUAAUGUUUACAAUCAAUAUUGUAUAAUGUAUACAUAUAUAUAAUUUCUCAAGCCAUCUUGAGUAAAUUAAUAAACUAUAUUACAUAUAGAUCACGGUUGAAUUUUCUUGUGACGCAACAUUUUCACAUGUUAACCACAUUGUGGUGGUCUAAUGGUUUCUAUAGGAGAAAAGUUGUCCUGUUGAUCCAGACUAGGAAUCGAUUUUCUUCUAAUGCGAAAUUAUUAGCUUCACAUGUGGCCACAUGGAUAUGAGCCCAUGCUUACGGCCCAUUUGAAUACUCAGAAGAGGAUCUAUCUGUAUGUUACACCUUUCACCCAGGUUAGGUAUGUGUCUUUAAUAAAUUCCGAUUUAACUCUUUCUUUUGUCAAAAAAAAAGACAUUUUCACAUGUUCAUGCAAAAAGUAAACAGAUACUCCUGGUACCAUAUCUAUACGACUAUACCUAGCUACUGUCCUACUUCUACAUUGACAUCCACCGCUUUUGUUCUGAUACAAAUGAAGAUAAAUAUACAAUGACUCCGCACCACAAUUAAUAUUUAUAUAUAUUAUUGUAUCUCUAUGUUUUUAUUAUUAUGACCGCGCGGUCCGCACUAUAAUUAUUUCAAGUUUGCCAUUCUGAUCUUAUAUAAAACAUUUAUAUAGAUUUUUUUUGUUCAAUUUAUAUACAAAUAUUGUUUAUUUAAAAAAAAAAAAUUGAGAAAGGGCCUUGUUUGUUUAAAAACUUACUACUAAAUAUUUUGUAAUCAUACAAUCUCUACAAAAUGAAUAACAUAUUUAACAAAUAUGAAACGUGGUCAUUUUUUUUUUUGGUAAAAAAACGUGGUCAUUUUCUUAUGCAUUUCGAAUAUAUCGGCAUAUAUUACAUGGUCUCAUACCGAAAUAUCGUUUGACCUUCGUAGUAUGUGAAUUAACUGGAUAUUCUUAAAAUUGAAAGCAUUUAAAAAGUGACGAACUAAAAUUGAAGUUUUAAUGAAAAAAACUGACAACUCGAACAAUAGUCCCACAAUCUGAAUCUUUUAAUCAUUAAUGGAUCGGCAUGAAUUAGUUAACGUAUUUAUAUAUGUUAUGUAAUAUUUUAAAUUUUAAAUAUUGAUGUGUUAGUGUUACAAAGACUAAUAACAUUGAGCUUGCAAUUUGUUCAUUUUGAAAAUAAUAAUUUAAAGUUUCAUUUCCUUAUAAUAGAGACAAAUAAGUAUAAUUUUUAUACUUUUUCCAAAAUCUAAAGGUAAUUUGGAUACGUAAAUUUUCAGGAAAAGCGUGUAAAAGGUAAUAUAGUACGAACCCAAUAAAUUGCAAAGAAGACGACAGUUCUUACACAUGGUAGGGUUCGGCUUACACGGACGACCACUCACGUUCAGGUGCAUGCCAAUGCGGCAAUUGCCUCAACGAUUAAGAGCAUGAUCAAUGGAAAGAUCCUAAUUAGGUAUAAGACACAUAUCUUAUAAAAGAUGUUUCUUCUACCUCUUAUUUAAAAUACGUUUCUUUUAGUUAAAAAUCAUGUACGAAAACGCGGAUAAGACAUCCGAUUGAAACGUUGGGUAGUGUUUGGCUGUGGUGAUUUCGCCAUAGGUGGCGAACAAAUUGGAGAUUGCAGUAUAAUUUUUUUUUUUGAAGUUUUGAAUGUUCGAAACAGAUGUUAAAUGGCAAAUAUAUGUAUCUAUGACCUAACUAACACGAAAUCACUUUACAGAAAAAUAGUUGAUGGACGCCAUGAGAAAAGCCUUGUAGAGUCAAAAUCCUAAAAAAAAAUUGUGGGGAAAAUUGUAAAAUUACAAAUAUACCACUCACUAAAAGAAAAAUUAAAUAAAAUAAGAAAAAAAAGCAUGGGUUGCAUCGGGCCCGGAAACUGGCUAUUAAACUAACAACUCUUACCACUAGACCAUUGGAAUUUAAUUGUAUCCUUUCAAAACAAAAUGUAGUAUUACAUAUAUUAUCUGAAAUUAAAAAAAAACAUUAAAAACUAGGUUCCGAAUAAUCUCUGAUUUUCUGCUAACUCGCUAGAUCUAUAUCAACUGCUCGAUUCACGUUUAGAGUAAUUCCGAAUAUAGGUUAAAAGCUUUUUUUUUUAAUUCCUAAUUAUACUAAAAAAUCUUUUUAAGAGACUGCGUUAAUCAUGAUCUAAGUAGUUCAAAUAUUGAUCUUACAAUAGAGUUCGACCAGAAUAAAAAUAAAUAUAAAAUUUAAAUUUAACUGUGCGUCACUAUGUUUUUGUUUCUUUCGCUUACGACAUAACAUAACAGUAUAACUCUUCUUUUUCCAACAGUGUCAGUGUUUUGUUUUCUUCGUAAUCAUGUAUGUUUUACUUUUACCUUGUAUAGUACAUCUAUUUCAUGAGUUUGUAAGAUAUAUUCUAUUGGGUUAUCUUGGUAAAAACUAAAUAUUCAGAUUUGCUUUUACCUUACUCUUUUGUUAAAUGCUUUUAUAUUAACAUUCACAUUUUAGUAUAAAAUAUAUAUUUUGGUUUUGGUGUAAAUAGUAUCAAAAAUAUUUUUAUCAUGUAUAUAUAUAUAAACAUUCAAGUAAACAUUUGCAACCUUAAAAGGAAUGACAAUGAGCUCAUUGUAUUUUUGUUUGGUUUACGUUUCUUUGGUUUAUUCUCAACUAGCAAAUAAAACAAAAGCACACAACAACUUAUAAAUGUCUCCAAUAUUUUUGAGACAAGUUAAAAUAUAUUUACUAUAUAAACAAAGUAAAUAUUCAUCGCGUAUGGUUGGUUUGGACAAUUACUUAGUGAAAAACAUACUUUUGAGCUUUUGAUAAUACUUGCCCCCUCCACUUGAGGACUAUAUACUAAACCCUCCAUCUUUGUCUCUCUUCUAAAAAAUCAAAGCUCAUAAGCAGAAACCUUCAAACCUUCCAGUUUUUUUUUAUUCUUUAAAAGUUUGUAUAUUGUAUCGGACUCACUAAGGGAAGAAACGAAUCAAUGGCAGCAGAGGAGAAUAGAACGUGCGAGCCUUGCAAGACUUUUGGACAGAAGUGCAGUCAUGUCGUGAAGAAACAAAGGGCCAAGUUUUAUAUUCUUCGCCGUUGUAUCGCCAUGUUAGUCUGCUGGCGUGACAACAACCACGACCGCAAGGACUCUUGAUUUGUUUUCUCUUGGAUAACUCCUCCUGCUUUUCUAAUAGCGUUUUAGUCUCUUUUCUGUCCGCUCAAGACAAUUUUAGUAGCUUUUACUUGUGUACUCAUUGUAUCACCAUCCGAGUUCAAACUUGGCAUAAUAUGCAUGCUACAUUUUUUUUGGUAUAUUGGUUCUCAUCUGCCUUUUCGUAAAAUUAUUAACGUGAAUACGUUUUAUCAAUAUGUAUGAGUUACAUAAAUAUGGUUACACAACUAGUGUUAAGAAGUUGUAUAUUAUGAGAUGACAGAUCUAUAGCUUAUGUAUCUCUUAGAAGAAACAAUAUUUGCAGUAUAGAAAUUAACUGGAACUGGCGUACUUGUAUGUGUUGGCAACGGUUGAUCUUGAAUGAGAAUUUUCCAUCUUGAAUUCAAGAGAAUAGAUAGACAAAAACCGAUGAUGUAACUUUCUGCCAAAGAAUUAUCAGCUCUUCAGCCCGAAGCCCUUGGAAAUAGAUGUUAAACGUGGAACAAUUCUGGCCUUUUGUAUUUUCUUUGUUAAUUUAAUGUUCAGGAUUAAAUAAUUGUUUUCUAUGUUAAAUCACUGAAUAAGAGUAAAAGUAGACUCUGCCCUAUAAUCUAAAGAUAGAAAAUUCUCUGCUUUAGAAUAAAUAUAAUACAUCAAAGUCAUCAUCAGACUCGGAGUCAUGAACAGCACAGACUCCGUCUCUUCUGCGAGUGAGGUUUUUCAUUCUUGUCCUUUCUUAAACUCUCUAGCUAUAUAUGCCAAUGACGUUUUCCUUCUAUAAAUAAUUACUAUUUCUAAAAUUUAUGUAUCAUUCGUAUGUUCUUUUGUUUAAAUUUCUUGACCUACUGUAUAAUAUGAUCAUGCAUGCAGAUUUAGUAAUCAGUUACUGUCACUUGUCAGUAAAAAAUUGAAUCGGAUUGAUAUUAACCACAUAUUCUAUAUAAUUACAAUAAGGGGACCAUAUAAAACUGUAGGACAAGUGAAUCAAAUUUACCUUGAAGUUUUCUUUUAUUGUCUAUGUUCAGCAUGCAGGUUAGUUUGAAUUUGUAUACUGAUGCAGCAAUGACAUUACAAUAACCACUAGAAUAUAUAUAUAUUCUGAGAAAUCAUUUGGACAUGCAUUUAUAAAGGUCGUAAAAUAUGCUAUUUAAGUUGCUAUAACUCCAACUUGAAUCCAUGCAUGCGUAUACAGAUUCACCACUUCAAUAAUAAUGCAACGCAUUAAUAUUAUGUUGACAACUAAUAGAAAAAAGAAGAAGCAAACUUAGAGCAACUCCAACAAUAAAAAAACAUAUAUUUUUAAAAGAAAAAAAUAUUAAUAUUAUAGUUAAUCAAUUAUAAAUUACUUUUUAAAAUCAAUAAAAACACUAAUUUUCUCUUACAUGAUGACAUGUAUUUUGGGGUUAUUAAUAGUAACUAAAAACCUCUAAAUUUAGAACUUUUGUCUUUUUUCUCUUAAUUUCAUUUUUUUUUAAAUACUUUGAACCGUUUUUCAUGUUCAUUAUUGGAGGUGCUCUUAAUGACGCCGACACACAAAAUAAAAAGCAAACUAAACAAUCAUAUACUCGGCUAAUUACUCUCGACGACAGUUUUUUUUUCUACACGCUUUCAGACUAUAUUAAAGGCAAACUAAGUGAUAGUACUACUCUAUUAGUCGAGGUUAAAAUUAAGAAAAUCAUACUCAAUGACUGUUUUUUCUACACGCUUUCUGAUCAUCUAAAGGCAACUUAAGUGAUGCUGACAAAAAUAAGUGAUAAUAUUAUUCUAUUAAUGAAGCUUUACACAUUAUUCUGCAGUACUGUUUUCACACGCUUAGAAAUCAUUUAAGCGGCUCCAAAUUUCUGAAUAUACUGAAAUUUUCCAACCAUAGAAAAUAAAGAAUUGUAGUGGAGAAACAGGAAUAGAAAAUCAUUAUGAACAAGUUCAGUACGAGUUAUAAGAGCCCACGUGAUCUUAGUCAAAUUCAAUCUACCAUUUUGACUAGUAGGUGAGAGAGAUGUAGACAUUGUUUGUUUUGAUUGUAUCACACUGCUUGUUUGCAGAAAAAAAAUAGUAA